AUGCCAGCUACUUCACCCACUGCGGUGCGCCCUUCAAAAUACACCACAUCUCCCCUGAAUAAGGACAGUCUUGGAAGACAGGGCGCGUCAACGGCAUCAUCCACAACAAACCGAUCAAGCAUGUAUGGUGCCAUGUCGAUAGCAGUGAAGGAACAAAUUCAAACAUUACAAAAUUCAUCCGAGGCUAAAAAGAAGACACUUCCACAACGACCUACAACUCCUUAUGGAAGUAAAAAUGUUAUAGAGGGAAAUAAAGCUGUCUCUAAAAAAAUAAUAAGAAGAGAGGAAUCCCCACCGGCCUCACCUCGUUCCAGACCUGUUACUCCUCAUGAAAUUCAAUCACGUAGGCCUGUUACCCCAAGUAUCUCAAGGGAAAAAAGACCAACAGGUGGUAUUUUAAAGAAGAAACUUCAAGAUACUACCCCAAAAACUCCCAUACCACGUUCCGUUUCUCCUUCUGCCUCCGUUUCUGCUCAUACUUCUUCUCAUCAAGCUUCAGCUCAUCGUCGAUCUCAUGAACGUGUUGUUGUUUCUCCUGAUAAAUCUUUAUUGGAAGAAAACAGGAAGCUAAAACGUCAAGUUGCUGAUUAUGAAGAAAGGUUAUUAGAGAAGGAAAAUGAAUACUUGGAAGCUUCUGAUAUUAUUGAAGCUUUAUCCCAACGUGUUGAAAAAUUAGAACGUGAAAAUAAAUCAUUACGUGAACAAGUAGCAUCAUCUGACUCAACUUCAAAACUUUUAUCUGGUAUAUCAAACAAUUUACAACGUGUUCGUGGUGAUUCUCCUAUUACUGCUUCGAUAUCUCCAUCUCCGACCCCUGAUUUAAUUAACCCUUCUUCUAAAUCUGAAGUUCUACCUUCCAUUGCCCCAAAAACUACUUCACCACCUUCCGUUGGUAAAACUACUAUAAAUAAUUCUGAUGAUGUUAAAGAGGAACCUCAUAUUAUUACUCCAACAAUUGCAAAAAUUUUAGAUCCUGUUAAUUCUAUUAGAUCUCACCCAAAAACUUUAGAUAAAACUAUGAAUCAUAAUUUAUCUCCUUUCUCAUCUAGACAAUCAGGAAUUGCUGGUAAACAGGAUCUUCAAUAUGCAAAAAGGGCCGUGGCUGUUAGGGAUGUUAUAAUGGAAGAUUCUGAUGAAAGUGAAAUUGAUGAAUUCGACCCAAAAACUUAUAAUACUGAUAAUAAUGUAUCCGAUAAUCAAAUUGAUUCCGAUAAUGAAGAAGAUAUCGAUGAAAUCGGACUUCCACAAGGCAAUUUGAAUCUAGUUGGCCGUAACGUUAAACAUGAUCAUCAUGAAGUUUCUGAUAGUAAUGAUGAUGAAUUGACCAAUGAAAAUCAACGUGCCUCUACUCCAAAAGAAGCUGAUGUUGAAAAAAAGCUUUCACCACGCGGUCUUCGCCGUCCCAAUAUUAUUGUUGAACAAUUCGAUGAUUCUGCCUCCGGUAAAAAGGUUAACGGUAAUGUUUCAAACCUAACACAACAACGAUCUCAACCUCGUUCACCUUUUUUAUCGACAUCUAAAGAUCAUCUUUCACCAACAUAUUCACAUCUUCAUCCUCAUCGUGAUUCUAUGUCUUCUGUAACUUCUGAUUCCUCUGACGAUUCCGGUUUAUCAAAAAUUGAUUCUUAUUCAUCUCCUAUUACAUCUUCUUCUACCACUUGUACCGAUAAUGAAAAUGGAAUUUCAGUUUCAAGUCCUCAUUCUGGUCAAUCAUCAACUAUCACUAGUUCUAUAAAUAAAUCUAAAAUCAAUGUCUUAAAUGCUUUAAAUUCUCGACCUAAAAACCCUGUUCUGGCUUCUAAAUUUAACUCGGAUACUUCUUCUGAUGAACGAUGUCCAACACCGGUUCCCGCUUCCCAAAAAAAUACUUCAUCUGGUCGCAACGUUAAUAAUGGUUAUACUCCUUCUCGCCUUUCAUCCCAACCUUCUUCAACUGCUGCUCGUCCUGCUGCAGUUGAUUCUAAUCGAUCUUCAUCACCAUUUCCAGCACGACCUUCACCUAAUUCUGGAAACCCCAAUAAAAAUGGCUUGGCUCGUCAAGUCAUUUCUGAAUCAAAAAAUAGGUCAUCAUCACCACUUAUAAAACAAGUUACAAGUAAUCGUCCUUCAACUCCUGCCCGUGCACAAUCACCUGCUUUAACAUCACGUGCUUCGACUCCUACUUCUCGUCGUAGUCGACUUAAUGAAAAUGUUGAUCCUUCUAUUCCACCUCCACCACCUCCACCAACUUCCGAUGAUCCUUUUACAACUUUACAACAUUAUCUCCGUUUGAUUGCUGAUAACAGCAUCAUGGAUAACCCUCUUAAAUUUUAUGAUCUUCAAAAAGUUAUUGAUGAGGGUUCAUCUGCUAAAGUCUAUACAGCCUAUCCAUUAUCUUCUAUUAAUGAAGAAGUUGCUGUAAAGAUUAUCCCUCUUACAUAUUCUUUGGAAUUUAUUUUCAAUGAGAUUUAUGUCCUCAAAAAUCUCAAACAUAAGAAUAUUGUUGAUUAUAAACAAAGUUACUUAAGAUGGGAUGGUAAAAUUCGGGAGGUGUGGAUUGCAAUGGAAAAAUGUGCUCGUGGUGAUGUAACUAGUCGUGCUGGUAAAAUUACCCCACGAGAAGUUAGUCGAGUUACUGGAGAGCUUUUGAAAGCCUUAAAACAUUUACAUGCUCAUGGUAUUAUACAUCGUGACCUUAAACUCUCCAAUAUCUUGGCUGGUGCUAAUAAUGAAAUUAAAUUAGCUGAUUUUGGUAUCGCCUCAUUGACACCUACAUCAACAACUUCCAUGGUUGGAACGAUUCCAUACAUGGCACCUGACGUUGUUCUCGUUUCAGCUGAUCGACCUUAUGACACCAAAGUCGAUAUUUGGUCAUUAGGUAUUUGUGUCUUAGAACUUUUAACUGGAAAGGCUGCUUGGGGACGUACAAGCGACGAAGAAAUUAUGAAUAAAUUACGUAACGGUGAAAAACCUUAUGGAUUUCAACGUUUACGUAGUAAGAAGGAUGAUAUUGGUAUCGGAUGGGAAGCUAUCGAUUUCCUGGAGAAAUGCUUCACUAGAACCGGUGAUGCUAGGUGGUCGGCUGAAAAAUUGUUGGAUUUUCCAACAAUUAUCCCCCUUCCAAAACAUCCUUCUUUACGAGUGGUCCUUUACGGCAAAAAUAACAUUUUUGCCAUUAACCCAUAG
Molecule: messenger RNA, 3165 nt
Organism: Dentiscutata erythropus
Lineage: Eukaryota; Fungi; Glomeromycota; Glomeromycetes; Diversisporales; Gigasporaceae
Source: the annotation of a GenBank genome assembly